AUGCCUCUUUCAUUAUUUCAUCGAAGCUCACCCAAGUUGACCAAUCCUCUGGGCCAAGCAGACAUUAUAUCUGACGAAAUUAUACCUGGCGACAAGGACAAGAUUGAAGUCGAACUGGAACGAAAUGGGAAUUUCAACGCUCUCCAACGCUAUCGAUAUGUGACACACUGGAAAUACAUCGUGCGUCCCGAUACUGCGCCAGGGCGUCUUGACACAGAGGAGGAUCUCCGGGAAGUCGUCCAGGAAGAGAUGUCCAUUAAGAAUGGCACUGUUACGCCGGAAACCGAGGAGAGGCUCCGUGUCCUUAAUGCUCAAUACUGGCAUUUAUCUCAACAGUGGUGGAGUUCACGUUCAGGUCUAUCGCAUGGACAACUGAGGGCCUUUACUCUAUGGCGGUCACAAAGUGACUGGUAUAUGCACCCGAGCCUCGUGGAAUGCUGUACAGAUCGACAAGGAUGCUGUGCUCGUGGAUGCGGCUGCUGUACCAAUCGUAAGGUUGAUCCAUCACGCAGCCUUGGUAUUGGACAUUGUACAGUUGAAUGUGCAUGUUGCCAAAAAGCGAGAGGCUUUGAAGUGUCCCCUGACGAGAAGAAGAAGCUGAAAGCACAGUUAAAAAUCGAGAUUCCAGAAACGGACUUCUACACGACCAGAAUGAAGCUAGUCUCAAUCUGGGGCCUAUGUGCUAAUGAUUGGGGGGACAAACAUGAUACGAUGAUCGAUGCUCCGCCGAGCUACGGCCAGAUUGAGAAGGGCAGGACAGGUCUGAUGAAACGGCUCCAGGAAAAGAUCCAAAAGUGA
This is a messenger RNA of Penicillium salamii, 798 nucleotides long. The record is from the annotation of a GenBank genome assembly. Lineage: Eukaryota; Fungi; Ascomycota; Eurotiomycetes; Eurotiales; Aspergillaceae.